This is a messenger RNA of Culex pipiens pallens (northern house mosquito), 678 nucleotides long. RefSeq lists its product as uncharacterized. The record is from RefSeq and is a predicted model, not a curated record. Lineage: Eukaryota; Metazoa; Arthropoda; Insecta; Diptera; Culicidae. Gene Ontology annotation, molecular function: RNA binding. The transcript is spliced from 2 exons. The coding region runs from base 255 to 596 and encodes 113 amino acids.
CCCCGUGGUUUAUGCACGAUCCAUUAUUUCGAGUGGGGUCGUCUCGCUUAGAUGUAGGGGCUGAACUAGUGUCCGAAAGAACAAACAAAGCCCUGCAGCUCGUGUAACGGAUGCAUUUGGCGCGAAAUUUGCACAGUCGACAAAACUUUAUCGGAGAAAAAAAAUCUGCGUCUCAGUAGGCUUGGAAUCAUUCUUCCUCUUAUUGAAAUUCUGGUUCUCGGCUAACACAAUCAGCCUAUGUACUGCGACUGACAAUGGACCAACAGCCGAAGGAAGUCCGCGAGUGGACAAUCGCCGUGAACGAUCCGGAACCGGGUGACCCCACGGACAACGCCAAGUUUCUCUACGUCACCAACCUGGACCCGCAAACCGACGACAUGGAGGUGUACUUUGCGUUCGCUCGCUUCGGCAACGUCCGGUCCUCGGCGGUGCAGCGGCACACGGUCGGAACGGGACCGGCCCGCGUGGUGCAGGCGAAGAUACUGUUUUUCGAUCCGGCCGCCACGGAUAUUGCGCUGGCCGAGAUGAACGGGCGCCCGUUCCGGGGACGACCGCUCAAGGUGUCGCUGCAGGCGCCGCCAGGCGUGCCGCAAUAAAUAAAGUUUCUUGAAAUAAAGUUAAUUUCUCAAACAAAACAAAGAAGAAUCUCAACCUAGCAGGCCAAGUUCAAACGCUGAA